Effrenium voratum is the source of this 2211-nucleotide messenger RNA. The record is from the annotation of a GenBank genome assembly. Lineage: Eukaryota; Dinophyceae; Suessiales; Symbiodiniaceae.
AUGUGGGAUGGGGUGCUCCUGUCGGAGUACACCUGCACCGGGCUCAAAGAUCUGCUGGAGGGCAAGUGGAAGGAGUACAACACCACGGGGCCGCCCAAGAUCAGCGUCUCAGUGCCCCUCGAGACCAGUGGCAUCCUAGAAGUGAAGCAGCCCAUGGCCACCAUCGAGGAGCUGUACUGGGUGAACGUGACCAAGGAGAAGCCGAAGCCAAACGUCACCAAGGCCAACGCCAGCGAGAACGCCACGGAGGGCGAGGAUUGGAGAGUCUCGGUGUACUUUGGCGCGGGGCCAAUGGCGGAGAUGCAAUAUGCCCUCGCGCAGUGGGAGCUUCACUCGCGCAGCCCUGCUGCUGUCACCGCACUGGCGGGCUAUGCGGGGAGCAAUGUAGGCGAAGGCUCCGGAGGCAGCGUGUGCAUGGACACCUAUGCCUCCUUGGGCUAUGCGGAGGUGGCGCAGGUGACGGUAGGCGCCGCCGAGUUCCGGGCGCUAGCGCGGCGCUUUCUGGGAGCCUUCACGGGGCCCAAGGGCGAGCGGGCGCGAAAGAGUCCCCCUGGCGCUCACUUCCGGGGCUGCGUGGGCCUCCCCGGCGGAAUCAAAGGCAAGCUCUUCCGGACCCUCGUGUCGGAGAACAAGAAUUGGUCCAUGGACCUCCGCCCGGGGCGAGGCAAUGAUCCGGAUGCCUUCAACGUCGUCUGGGUCUAUGACACGGAGGAGUUCCCCUUCAUGCAGGCGGAGCAGUAUCUGCAGUUUGUGGGCAACGACACCUGGUACGAAGGCUGCCUCAGGUCCGCCCAGCUGAAGCGCAUCAGUUUCUCGGAGAGCUGCAGGGAGCUGGCCGCACCGAACGUGAGCUUCAGAGGCUGCGGCAGGCACAAGGAGAAGGUGAUCCCGGAAGGCCAGGCCUUGUGCGAGCGCCGGGGCUCCUCUGGGCAUUUGCUGCCGGACUCCCAGUUGCGCUGGAACGUCUCGGGCCCUUUGCACGUGGGGCCCUUCACUGCAGAGGCGAUUUGCUGCGCCAACCACCGCUACGCAGAGGCUCCAGGCUUCUGGUUCCGCAACGCGGAGUUCCUGGCUGCUGCGCAGAACGCCACGAACGAGCAGCCGCUGAUCUUCUACGACUCGGUGUGCGGACUGCCGGUGUUCAGGGCACCGGUUGGAAGGAGCACCACUGAGUGGCUGAAAGAGUCGGCGCAGCACGGAUGGCCUUCUUUCCGCUCACAGGAGCUGGUGCCGGAGAACCUGGUGCUGGGCGCUUCCGGAGAGGUGCAGUCAGUUUGCGGGACACAUUUGGGGCACAACCUGCCGGACGACAAGGGUGACCGCUACUGCAUCGACCUUGUGUGCAUUGCAGGGGCGGAGGGAGCAAAGCAGGAGCCGGAGAAGGAUUUCUUGGCCUAUUUCGGCUGCGGCCACUUCACCCACGUGCAGCACGAGCUGGUGCUGGCGGAAGUGGAGACUUUGGGCCGUGGCAAAACUCGCGCGCCGGAGAUCUCGGCGCGGGCGGCCUACGCCGGGGGAUUGCUGACGGGGCAUCACGGGGAGGUCUGCUUCCGCGGGGAGGCGAACUACGCCAAGCUGGGUCACGCAGAGGUGGUGCGGGUCUCCUGCAACAGCUCCAGCUUCAAACUUCUCGCCGCGGCCUUCUUCGAGCUCUGCCCCAAGGGCACCCGCCGGGACGUGGAGGACGCCGGGGAUGUCUACCGGUCCCUGGUGGGGCUGCCUCAAGGCAUGUCCUCGCCCCUCGCCGCGUCGCUGCGCCAAGUGGCACAAGCCGCGGCUGAAGGCGUCGCCGGUCUCAACGCGCUACGCGGAGCGGGAUUGCGGCUAGUGGCGGGCCGGGGCGGCGAUCAGGACAACGCUGAGGAGGGGACUGUGUACGUCUAUGAUUCAGACGUGUUUCCAGCGCACCUCGCAGAAGAGUACAAUCAGUUCCAAGAUGACAUGCGCCAGAUCUUCCGACAGGCGCUGCCGGAGCUGGAGCUAGAGGAGCUGUCUGUCCACUGCCCAGGGCCAGAGACCGUUCUGCCCUGGCGCCAGAUUGGCGGCUUUAUGCUGGCGGUGGGCGUGGUGCUGGCGGGGGCCUUCCUCUGCUGGCGCUUGGAUUUGCCCUUCCGCUGGGGGCCUUCUUCCCUACAGUCGGGGAGCGCCUCCAUCGAGGAGCACUACGAGGGCCUCGAAGACGAGGGUAGCGAGCUGGGACGCUACGGCUGA